AGCACAUGGUGCAGGCUGGCGUGGCGCCGUUUCCAGGCGCACCAGCCGGCUAUCCUGCCGCGCCAGGACCAGCGGCAGCGGCCGCUGCUGGUGCGCCCACAGCGGCCGAGAGCCUGUCGCUGGCCGUGACAGCAGCCGCCAUCAAAACUGAGCCCGGCAUGCAGCUAAAGGCAGCCGCCGAAUCCUCAACAGCGGGCAAUGGCAGCACAGGAGCAGCUGGUGUCGCGCCAGCCUCCGUGGCAGUGGCCACCAGCGGGGCAGAUGGCAUUGCUGUCAAUGCCCCGAUGUACAUCCAACAAAAGACAAAUCUGUCAACACAACAACAACAACAACAACAACAGCAACAACAAACACAACAGACACAGUACAAUGGCAGCAUUAGCAAUGGGACCACAGCCCCAACUCCAGCCACACUGCCAGUGCAAGCAAGUGGCACAGCAGGAACAACUGCCACGACGCUGGUCACGCAACAGCAACAGCAACAGCAGCAGCAGCAGCCACCCGCACCUCUGACAAAUGGACACGCGAUGGAGCAACUGCAGCAGCAGCUACCGCAUACCCCACAGAAUGUGCUCAGCAUUUCCACAGUAUUGAUUGCCAACGAGGCACCGGAGGCACAGCAGAACUCGGCACUGCCUCAUUCUGGUGGAGGUGGCAGCGGUACUGGAACUGGUGGUGGCGGCGGCGGUGGCGGUGGUGGUGGUACGCCCAGUUCUCCGCACAGCAGCUCACCGUCCAGCGUUUCAGUCGCCCCGACAGCAGCAGCCACGCUCAACGGCAACAGCAAUAGUAAUAGCAUCUCGAACGACGGCAACGUCUCGGGCAACACAUCACCUAUUGCCAGCGGUGAGCCGCUGCUGCAAACACCACCAACUGCACAGCAACAACAACAGCAGCAACAGCAACAGCAGCAACAGCAACAACAGCAACAGCAGCAACAGCAACAGCUCAACUUAAGCAGCAGUCCCACAGCAACCACCUCGGUGACCGCCAGCUCCAUAGCUUCGGGCGCAUUGGCCGCCACCAGCAGCAGCGUCUCGUCAGGAAUACUGCCCACAGCCGGCCUGGAUAGUAUUGCCAACUGCGGCCAGCCCGCCAGCACCUCACAGGUGCUUGCUCACAUGAACGCCGUCAGCGGAAUCAUAACUGCGGCCGUGCAAUCGCCCAAUGUGGUAACUAGUCUAAACCAGUCGGUGUCCUCGUCGGUGGCCGCCGCCGUGGCCGCUGCUGCAUCGCUGGAUGCCAAAAGUCAGCCCAAGCGCUUGCACGUCUCCAAUAUACCGUUUCGCUUCAGGGACCCCGAUCUGCGUGCCAUGUUUGGGCAAUUUGGCAACAUUUUGGACGUGGAAAUCAUCUUCAAUGAGCGCGGCAGCAAGGGAUUCGGUUUUGUAACAUUCGCUAACAGCAACGAUGCAGAACGAGCACGCGAACGUCUACACGGCACCGUGGUUGAGGGACGCAAAAUCGAGGUGAAUAACGCCACUGCACGUGUACAAACCAAAAAAGUGACAGCAGUACCCAACGUUUGCGUACAAUGGCCUGAAGCCGUAACUGCUGCUGCCAUGCGUGGAGUUGCCAUACAACAUGGAGUUGCCUUCCAUCCCCAUCAUCCGCACCAUCAUCCGGCGCUGGCAGCCGCCGCGGCCGCCGCUCAGCAGCAACAGCGACGUCAGGUGGCCGCCGCAGUUGCUGCCCAACAGCAGCAGCACCAGCAACAGCAGCAACAGCAGCACCAGCAGCAGCAACAACAACAGCAGCAACAACAACAGCAGCAGCAGCAACAGCAACAACAUGCCGCAGUCGCUGCCGCCGCCGCUGCCCAGCACUCACAGCACGCCGCUGCCGCCGCCGCCGCCGUCGCUCACACACAUCCGCAUGCCCAUGCGCAUGCGCUCGCGCCUCAACUAGCCCAGCUGCAGCCGACGCUGCAGGCCGUCGCCGUGCCCACUGCCGCUGGCAGUGCUGCGGCUGCUGCCGCUCAGCAGCACUCGGCGCUGCAGCAAUCCCUGGCAGCGGCCGCAGCCGCACAGAAUCCGGGUGUGGCGAACAGUGCGAGCGCCGCCGCUGCCGCCGCGUACGCGGCACGGCUAUCCGCUGCAACGGCAUCCCAAACGCCGGCCGCUGCUGCUGCGGCUGCUGCUUCCAUGGCAGCGUCGGCUAACGCGGCCAACAAUGCUGCAGCUUUGCAUGGAUUUGCGCCCGUAUACUAUGAUCCCUUCUUAGCAGCCGCUGAUCCAAAUCUACGCUUCCAGGCAGCCAAACCGGUCACUGAAGUUCCAGCCGCACAGCCAGCCGCCAUAUUAAAUCGCCGCACUGUGACUACGCUAAACAGUACCCCACAUACGAUCAACCGCAUUCCGGUACCACAGAAUGUUUUGGCCACUGCUCCUCUGUUAAAGACACCCCUGUCUCAGGCCCAGCAGCAGGCGUAUGCCACGGCGGCCACCACCUACACGGCGGUCGCUGCCCGGGCCUACGGGGCCGCUGCAGCUGCAGCCGCCCAGCCGGCACUCGCUGGUUAUGCCACCGUAGCGGGUUACGCGCGCGAAUAUGCGGAUCCUUAUCUGGGACAUGGCAUCGGACCCGUGCCCGGCUAUGGGGCAACCAUGUAUCGCGGUGGCUACAAUCGCUUCACGCCAUAUUAAAAAGCUUCAGAAGUCAGCCAAAAAACGCAAUUGAUCUACUCUCGAAAAUGCUCAAUGUAUGAACAAGAAUUAGACGUAAUUACUCCUCCUCCUACAGUGCAGUAUGUAGCAGUUCAAUCUAUAUACAUAGAUCCAGACGCGCAAAUACAGAUGCUCAAAGAUGAUCGACGGAACGCAGAACCCACUCAAAAACAACAAAAAAUGGAGAGUUGAAAAUCAAAGCUAAAAGCUGCCGCAUGCUGGCGGCUCAUUAGGCAAGAGUAA
Molecule: messenger RNA, 2909 nt
Organism: Drosophila navojoa
Lineage: Eukaryota; Metazoa; Arthropoda; Insecta; Diptera; Drosophilidae
Gene: Rbfox1
Product: RNA-binding Fox protein 1
Biological process (GO): regulation of alternative mRNA splicing, via spliceosome; nervous system development
Cellular component (GO): cytoplasm; nucleus
Molecular function (GO): mRNA binding
Source: RefSeq, a predicted model, not a curated record